Molecule: messenger RNA, 9631 nt
Organism: Myripristis murdjan (pinecone soldierfish)
Lineage: Eukaryota; Metazoa; Chordata; Actinopteri; Holocentriformes; Holocentridae
Gene: nphp4
Product: nephronophthisis 4
Exons: 29
Coding region: 309-4676 (1455 amino acids)
Biological process (GO): protein localization to ciliary transition zone; negative regulation of canonical Wnt signaling pathway
Cellular component (GO): ciliary base; non-motile cilium; ciliary basal body
Source: RefSeq, a predicted model, not a curated record
CAACGUUAAUUUAUAAUCUCAAUUGUUGUUUAUAACAAUACGAAACAAAAAAUAUAAAAUCAUUUUUCCUGUUUGUUUGCUAAAUUUGAUCUGUAAUUAUAAACUCUGUUAAAGAAAUAAUCAUGUUUUUCUUCCGGUACCUGUUUACAAAGUAGUGGAAUCAGACUUCAAUAUGGCGGCCGCGGGUUUGAAAGUCUGAGUAGAGGCAAAAAGCAGUUUUUCAGAUUAACUGCUGUUGGUUUAGAAAACUUUUGGGAACUUUUUGUAAUGUUACGUUAAUUUAUCGUGAAUAUACGUGGAAAGAAGACAUGAGCUCCGUGACGGCCGGCUGGAGAGCAGUGUUUGAGAGAGGCCGGCUGGUCCCCCCGCACAGCCACACAGUCCGACUGGCUGCAGACACACACCUGAGUCAGUCACACGGCCUGCAGCUCAGCCUCAGCCGGCUGACCGCGCCUCACCUCCAGCAGGAGACUUCAGAGGGGGAACACGGUGUGACAUAUCAGCUGCGAGUAACUCUUUUUGAUAGGAAUCACCAGCACUUUUUUGGAAAAACAUGGAAGAGCACACCCCAGAGGAUGAAAGCCAACCACAAGAUACUGUUCAACGAGGUCCUGUACUUCCAUACGUCUCUCCGGUUGCCCAGCAUGAUGGCGGUUCUGGAGCUGGUGGCAUUGUCAGUCAGGCCAGACGGCACCCAGCAGGCCCUGGGGCGAGGCUUCACCAUCCUGGAGCUUUUCCCCAACAAGCCAGAAGCUCGGGCCACUGACGGGGACAGAAGGCUGAAUCUGCACAAUGGAUCACCGAGGAGCCUUCUCCAUCCUCUGCUGAAGGAUUCUGUUGAAUAUGACAGCGUCCUGAAGACGAUUGAUGGAGCUCAUUUGGACUGUGUGAUAAAAGGCCACCCUGCACUGGUUUCAAUGAUGCAUCUCCUUCCAGAGAACGUCCUCGUGUCUGGGGAUGAAAACAUUCCUGGGCUGGCUGCUUCUCCAACAGGAGAUGCGCUGUUGAGGCCUCAGCUGCUCAAUAUGCUGCCCUACACCCUGGACAGACUGACCGUCUCCCUCCAGCCGUCCCUGGAGAAGUUUGAGAGCCAGCUACUGCAGCUGAUCAAUGCUGACUGCCACAACACGAAGCAGCCAGGAUCAGAGGGCACAGCGAGGACGGUUGUCAUCCAGGAAAGGAGGCUCCAUGUCGGGAUCCACAACGGCUGGUGUUUCCUGGAGAAGCCCCAGGUGGUGGUGCUGGAGCCCGAGGCCUCGGGGUUCAGGGCCCGGUCAGGAAGCACCUCCAACAAAAGCAGGCUAGCCAAGGACAGCCUGGCAGUGGCAUCCCUCCCUCAGGUCUUGGGGCUUCGCAGCAGCCUGGAGCUGAGGUUGACCAAUGACAAGGCUUUGGCCAUUAUCUUCCAGCUGGAGUACGUCUUCUCUGCUCCGAUUGGCCGAGAGACCACAUUGUCGGUCACCUCAACAUCCCGUGCGGCCUUCAUGCAGUGCCUUCGCUGGGGCAUUUGGUGCCCCUUCCAGGGGUCUGCUGACUGGAGAGGUGAAGAGAUUCAGCUUGCCCUGCAUGGAGGUGCAAUGCCAAACCCUCAUGGAGUCAUGGUCUAUAGCACAGAAAUGUCUACAAAAGCUCAGAGUCCUGUGCCACAGUCGACUCCCAGCACAGCCCAGGAGAGAGAUGCGAUAAGGUUUCACCUGUGGUCCAGUCUGGAGAAGAAGGCGUCCAGCCCAAAGGCAUCUCUGAAGACCAAGCAGGAGGAUCUAUCGCGGCAGAGAAGACCCCCCUUAUCACCCUUGCAAGAUCAGAAACACACUCCACUAGCUUCUCCUCCAGGAUCACCACGAGGCCCAGGGCUCUCACUGUCUCAGCUGGCAGCUACUUCACGCUACCCGACCAUCAGCCACUCCAGCUCCGCGUUGCCGUGGCAACAGCCGUUUUCCUCUCUGCUCCAUCCUUCCCCGUUGGCAUCGGCCCACCAGCUGUCACAUGUCGCAUGCUCAGCUGCCAGCAACAUUGCCCAUCUGGAGAUGAGCUUUCAGCGGGACGGGAAUGUGUCACCUACAGUUCAAGAUGAUGGUGACCAACUCCAGGAGCUGCCGUUCACCCCUGUCCAUGCCCCUGUCAUAACUUUGGGGAUGAACGUACCCAGCUCUUGCUCAGUCAGCUCCAGGAGCUCCCUGGCCCACCUGUAUUCUGCCGGCUUCCCAGACAUCUUGGACUGUAGCGGGCAAGUGGCUGAAGUACUGGACCCCACGGAGCCCAUGCACUUUGACCCCCAGCGUGAGGAGGCCGAACUCCUGCAGGGUAACCUGCUGGUGUUCCAGUUCCUGGCAUUUUCCAGGAUCCCAACAGCGGGAGUUAGUCCUGAUUGGCCUGAUAACAUCUACUUCACCUUCCAGUUCUAUCGCUUCCCACCGGUCACGUCUCAGCAGCUCAAACUACUGACCAGUGACAAGGUCCAGCAGAAAGCCAGUGAUCCACUUCCCUGUGUCCUGGCCUCAAUCAACAAGGACGGCACUGUCAACUCAGGCUCCCCAGGGCUACAGAUUCAGUUCAGGGUGGAUGAGGGUUUCCUUCGGCCAGGUGAGAAGCGGUGGUUCCUGCGCUACCUGGCCCUCCAUAGCAUGCAGAUUGACAUCUGGGACAGCGACUCACUGCUCCUUAUUGGAUCCACUGCCAUCGAGCUCAAGUAUAUGCUGCGUCAGGGUCGAUCAGCUGUGCAGGCCCUCCAUGAGGUGGAGGUGCUAACCACUGACUACGUAGGAGAGGACACCCUGCUGACGAGCACUGAAGCGGGCAGACGCUCGGCCUCUUCUUCUAUGAUCGUCCACACAAUCCUCAGGGGCAGGUUGCACGUACGCACCGGCAAUAUCGGAUGUGCAGCGGAUCCCAAACACAGCUCGGCAGGGGAACUUAAGCCAUCGCACUCCCAUAUCAUCAGACCUCGAGUGGGCAUUGGUGGCUUCAGAGGGGGCAGUCUGUCCUCCAGCAACAUCCUCCAAUUUAAUGAGAGGAACAUAGCGCGAGCAAAGCGACUGGAGAUGGACAGGGAUCUUGUGGCAUUGUUCAGGAACAAAAUCAAAGCUGACGCCCCCAUGCCCGACGGGCGCAACCCAGACGAGCCCAACGACAGCCGCCAGCACAAACUCAACCGAAUGGCUGCCGUGCAUCAGCGGGAAGGCAAGGAAGCUGCAGAGAGCCAAGCGAAAGUGACGAAGGGUCAGAGGAAGGAGCAAGCCCAGUUAGCCAGAGAGCUGCAUCAAAUCAAGCCCUACCAGGAGCGAAACAAGGCAGAGGGCAUCGCCAACAUGCUGAGCCAGGCCAUCACUACUCAGCAUCUGGUGUACGCCAGCCUGGGCUCAGCUGAGUACAUGGAGUUUGUCCUUAAAAACCCCUUCAAUGUACCACAGACAGUCACCAUCCACAGCGAAGACCCUGAUCUCAGUGUCGUCACCAACACAGAAGAAUGGCGGUACUUCAAGACACUUACCAAUACACCUACCCCGCUGGAGGAGAAUAUGUUUCACCUGGAGGAGGGCAGCCCAGGACCCAGGGUCUACCUCCGACCAAAGGAGAGUAUCCAUAUCCCCCUAAAAUACCAGACCUUCCUCUGCGACCACACCAUAGCCCUUCAGGGACCAAGUUUCCUGCCCACAGGCAGAAGUUCUCAGGUGGCCAAGAAGAAUCCAUCCAAUAUUGUGCUGGCCAAGAUGAUCAAGGUUGUGUUCAAAGCAGAAGACGGCAAGCCGAUGGCCAUCUGCCAGGUAAACGUGGAGCCGACACCCCACGUCGUGGACCAGGCUUUUCGUCUUUACCACCCCGAGCUCUGCUUCCUUAAGAAGGCCAUCCGCCUGCCACCAUGGCACAGCUCCUCAGUCGGAGACCCAGAUGCCAGGGCUCACAUUUCCGUGCGCUGCAGUGACCCCAAUGUCAUCUGCCAGACAAGGAUGUUGGCACCAGGGGAGCCUCAGGAUGUAUACUUGAAAGUGCCAGGGAGUCCCAGUCCACAUAUAAAAAUGUUCUUUGUCAUGGUUUUCACUGAUAAGUGGAUGGCAGCGCCCUCCCAGAUCUGGCAGAUUUACGUGCACUUCCUGGAGCGGGUGGAUGUCAGCUGUGUGACUGGCCAGCGGAGCUGUCAAUCACUGGUGCUGAGGGGCAAGCAAGCUGUUCGCAAGGUCAAAUGCUUCUCGUCACACCCGCAAGAGAUCGAGGUGGACCCGACGGGCGUGUUUGUUUUGCCCCCUGCAGCGGUGCAGGAGCUCCAGCUGAAGGUGCAGCCUUGGCGAGCGGGCAGCCGCUUCUUGUAUGUGAACGCAGUAGAUGUGGAGCACCGUCGGCUGCUCACCACCUGGCUGCUCUGCCUCAAUGUACACCGGCCUGUGUUGUCCAAGGCGUUUGAAGUGUGUGUCCCAGUCGGUGGUGGUCGGGGCAGCUCCAAGAGGAUCACCUACACCAACCCUUACACCGGCAGCCGGGUGUUCGUGCUUCGCUCCGACCAUCCAGACCUGCUCCAAUUUAAGGAGGACAAAUUCCAGAUCGGUGGAGGAGAGAGUUACACCAUUGGACUACGAUUCGCCCCCAGUCAGAGUUCUGGCUCAGUCGAGAUCCUCAUCUACGUCAACAACCUGGAGGAGAAGACCGAGGAGACGUUCUGUGUGAAAGUCAACUACUCAUGACACCCCCUGUUGGACAUGUUGAAUACAGUUUUAAAUCAUUAUCUCGGUGCAUCAAAUGAAUGUACAGACAAGCUAUAAUUUUGCUAUUUGAUGCGUGUAACUUAUUUUUAUAAACAAUGGAAUGGUUCUUACCAACGUUUGAAUUUCAGGUGCCCAAAUAGCUAGAGCAGCCCAAUGUCAGCCUUCUUCAAAAGUAAACUAAAGUCACAAGGAGUUGGUCCUUCAAGUUCCAAAAAGGGCAAAAAAUAAUCUCCAACUUGUUCAAACAUAAUAAGUGUUUUGCAGCCAACUGAUAGCGCUGUGAUUUCAAAAGUCCAAUAUUUACUUCAUCUUUUAUCUCCUAGAUUUUCCCCACUCAAACAGCCAGCUGGUGGAAGAAUCUUCCUAAUAAUCUCUUACUUCCAUGUUUAACAGCUGUAAAUACAACUUUUUCUGUUUGUUCAAGUCAUUUUUGGCCAGAAAUAACAAAAGAAACAAACCCUGUAACAAAAUUAGAUUUUUGGAGAUUAUUUCACAAGCCAAGUGGUGCACAGCUUCUUUAAGCGGCAACGCCAGGAUCAAGAGGCUAAUAGUUGCAUCAGUUUUGUACGGGAUGUUUUCAGAAGUUUAUAGACCUUUUUCUCAGCAACCAUUUGACCCAGACAGCAGGAGAACACAGGUGUUACCAAUGACAUUAAUGAAGGUUCUGUUGCAUUCAGGUCUACCAGAGCCAGGCUCCUGCUAUUGUUCAUGCUGGCUACCUGGAAAGACUCUGCUACACUGUGAAAUGGAACAGAAACCUAAUUACCUGCUAUUUCAUGUCAAUAUGGCAGCUGUUAAAACUUGACUUUCCCAUUUAUCUUUGCCACAUGUUUAGGUCACUGAAACAUUUUCCAAUCAUAUAUUUUGGCAGCAUUUUUGGCAGCAUCUGCUUGAUCCUGUUGUGGCUGUGCGUUUUGCAGAACAAAUCACUGGCAGUAUGGAAAAUCCAGGCAAUGAUGAGGUAAAUAUUGGACUUUUGCACUCACAGUGUAAUUGUUUGACUUGGGAAUGCUGAUUAUGCUGUGCGAGCUGUUUGGAGAAUUGUUAUGGUAAUGUUUCUCUCUCUCUCUUCUGAAACUGUUUGCAUGUCUGCAGACAUGCAAACUUCACUGGUGUUUUGACUAAGUAGAUAACAGUCAAAUUUUCAUUUAUUUAGUAGACUGUUCCUUUAAAACAGAAAUCAAGUCCUGUUUUUAUCAAACACAUGGACUCCUUCCAUGGUGAGGUACUGUACUGUAGGUAGAAGCAAUAAGAGGAAAAGUCCUUUCCUGUUAGUCUAGAUGAGCUUCAAGUGAAAUAAGGUUAUGCUUCAAGAGGCAAACCUAUUGAGUGCAGGAGGAGAAGGCCUUGUAGGCAAUAGUGCUUUCUCUAAAAACCUUUGAACACAGACACCCCCGCACAACAGUUAUUAUGCUAAUUCCAACAAGAAUGUAAAAACUAAAACUGAGUAGAUCUGUCCGUAAAAGCUUAAUAUACGCAAAAUAAACUCCCAAAAGAACAAAUUGUCCUCAAAACGAACCUGAAUUCAAAUGAACAUAGACUAAUUAUUUUCUCUUCAGCCUUAUGACUAGCAAAGCGGCACAAAAGAAAUUUCAAAUCGUCAGUGUUAACAUGAAAUCCUAAUAGUGAUGUGUCCUGCGCUGAGAUGUCCAGCAAAUAUCCGACAGUUCAUCCCCAGCCAGUCCAAAGGUGCUCCGAGGUGAAAGCAAUAACAUUUUUAUCGACCGUAAUUACCCAGCAAACCCGCUUGAAUGCCACUUGAUGGUUAAGUUUUAAUCUGAGGCAAGCCAGGGGUCCACUCUCGACAUCCCCUCACCGCCCAAACAACCUAUCCUCAUCACCGGCAUUAUUAGACACGGUGCAGUAAUGAGGUAUGAUUUUCCAGCAAGGCACACAUCUCUUCAGAUCGCCCUCAUUAACACCAGCACCCUUUUAAACCCUCUCUCCUCUCUUUCUUGCUUGCUCUCCCUCUCUAUUCUGCAUGUCUCUCUAUGUGAGCCACAGAGAGAGAGAGAGAGAGAGAGAGAGAAGGCCCUUGCACAUUUUGCCAACAAGCCUUGUCUUAUGUAACACAGCGUUACACAACCCCCCCACCCCAGCUCUCUCUCCUCGCGCUCUCUCAUUAGAAUGCAGGCUGUAAAAAGCCUCAGCACAGCAGCAAAGACUAAUAAAUAGAAGGUAGCAACCCAGCCAGAUACACUUCAUCUUUACCUUCUCUAACAUCUUUUUUUUUUCUGGACAUCCAAUAUAUGAAGCAGUUUAUCGUGUAUGCCUCUUGUUUUCUUCUCUAGUUUAUGGCAUGUGUUAAACAGCUCUCACAAAUAUACAUGAAAGCCUGUCUUACUCAAUAAUUUGCGCCUGUUAUCUCAUUUAUACCAAAAGCUGCAUUAAGCAGCUUGGUCACACUUUCUUUGGAUAUUCCCCUAUAGAUAUUCAACAGAAUGUCAAUUGAUGUAUCAGUUAAAAAAUUAAGUUCAGUAGAAUAUCAAUAAGCCAUAAAUUGCAUUUCAACAACAUGUCUGUAAAUAUUCAAACAGACAGUUUGAAUCUUUCAGUUUCUAGGCCUUUCCCCCCUAUAGCUGGAAUGAGUUCUGGGCAAGACACGCUCACCAGCACUGUGAUUGGCCAGAAAAUUUGUUGGCCUGUUGUCCAUUCGCUAAAACAGGCUUAACAUAACUCCUCACUCAACCAUAACAUUACCUUAACCCUAGCGUGUUUCAUAAUAACAGAGAGUCCAGUAAUAAAUUCAUCUAGGCCUCCAUGUUUGUUAAAAUUCAGCAGUUCAUACAACAGAAUGUCAAUAGAUAUGUUGUUGAAAUGAUAUUUUAUGGCUUAUUGAUAAUCUGCUGGACUCUUGUUGAUAUUUAACUUAAUGCAUUCAGUGACAUUCUGUUCAGUGUCCAUACGGGACUAUCUUAAGACAGUGUGACCGGCAGCAUCGUGCACUGGCGGCCUCAAAUGGCAGCGGGAGGUAACGUUGAAUUUUGAAGCCUCUUCUCGGACCUUCUGCUAAAUUGUCGGUUGGAGGUGCAGAGGUUCAUUCACUGCUGGUGAGAUCGACAUUCUCUGGACAGAGUGCUCGCUCGCCGCUUUUUAGGUCAAAGUUUUGCCUUUGUCACCUUUUUGUACACAGAAAGGAUUUCACCCCCAACACCAAACAUUAAUGUGGACAAAUCAGGUGAAUUCACAGCUUCUCUGUCAAAGGACAUGGGACACUUUUCUCUGUUGCAGCCCCCACAUCGUGAUUUAGGUUAAUAACAUGGACGUAUUUCCAUAUUUUUGUUUCAACAUAUUUAAAAAAAAAAAAAAUAGUGCAGCUUGAAUAUCCAAAUCCUGACCAAGGCAGCAGUCCUGAACAUGAACGGCUGCACAGUUGUUCUCCUGGCGAGGGCCAGAGCAGCACUGACAUCUUAUUAGCAGUGCCAGUCCAGUUGUUGUUGGUUCCUCCUGACGGAGCACUGACACCCAACACAACAGCUCACACUGUCUGCGCACCUUGUUAGUGGGGAUCGACGGCUGCUGUCUAGUCAGUGGAGAGGCAGCCUAGAUAUGUUUCUGGUGGAGGGAUGCCUGUUAUUCCCCUGCAACUAAGCGAACCAGGAUGGUCUGGUGUGUACUGUAUCUGUGUGUGUGUGUGUUUAUGUUAGUAGAUUGGCCUGAGCCAUAUGAGUGGGUGCGUGUCUAUGAGAGCACACAGGGAAGCAAAUAUCAAAGAGCUAGCUGGAGGAAUAUGCAACCUAGCAACCAGCCCUCCUCCUCCUCAGGUACACCGCUGGCCUGGAACUACACUGCAGUGGUGGGAAUAAAGUGGGUGUGUGUGUGACAGAGACAGAGACAGAGAGAGAGAGAGAGAGAGAGUUUUUCUAAUUCCAUCCCUGUGAGAAACAGUUUACGUUUUAGACCUUUUCAGGCCUGUCCUGUUUUCUACAUCAGGUUAAGGUUAGCCAUGUAGUGGUGAAGGUUAACGAUCAGGUUGUAGGAAUUAACAACAUUAGUGGAAAGCCCUUUUUAAGUAUGGGUGAGUGAGUGUGUGUGUCUGUGUGUGCUGCAAUAAAAGACAUGAGACUAAGCAAAAGAGCUCCAAAUAAUAAGAGAUAUGCUGUGUUCUGACAAAAAGAUUUUUAAGAGAAACAGAUUGACAGAAGAGGAGAGGUAAAGCGAAAGCGUCAUCUGGAGGAGGGGUCAGAGUAAACCAACAUUUGUGAGAAGGAGCUCUUAACAAACAGAAAUUCAAACAUACUUCACUGAAACCUCCCAAGUACAAAGAAGAAUGUGUUCAAGCUCAGGGAGCACCACUUGUUCCUCUUGCCACAAAACACACAUGGCAGCCACUAUAUUGUGAAUACAGUUCUCAGUAGAUGGCAGCCUUACACAUUGAGCAAACCCUCUGGCUCUCUCCACUCGGCCUCCUCGGUGAUGUGGUGGCAAAGAAAAAGGUGGGAAAACUGUGACCUAUGUCAAAUAUAACCAAUAAUCAAAUCAAAAUCAAAAAUCUUCCUUUUGUUCCAUGCUGUUUCCCUAUACCUUUUACAUCAUUUAGCCACAUAUUGCAACGUCAUAUUGCAAAGAUUUAUGCCAGCCUGAAAAAAAGAUGAGUAAACUCUGUUCUAAAAAUAAAAUGGUGUGUACACUGAGAUCAGAUGGAUUUACCCUCCACUACAUCCCUGACCCUCCCUCCCUCUCCUCUCUCCCUCCUUGAUCUCACUGUUUGGGUUGAUGUUGCUUGUUUUCACCUCCCUGGUGGCUCAGGCACAUCUUCUUGUAUAUUGCAGUGAGUCUGCAAAGCUUGAAUUGAAUGUAGCCACUGUGCUUUGUUUAUUUUCAGUUGUACCACACAUUGUAACUAGAUUUUUCUCUCUCUUUUUUUGUAUUUGUAAUAUAUUUAUGUACUUUCAGGCCCUGCUGCAAGGCAGAAUAAAAUUGUUUCCAACCGA